GACAAGUUGGCAGCAACAACACGGCCCUGGUCGUCGUCGCCGCUGCGGUAACGGAGCGGCUCGGGUGGCGGAGCCCACGUUCGCGCCCGCCCGCUCUCCUCUGAAGGCCCUUCCCGCCCUCCUCUCAACUCCACAGCCGCUCAGGGGGCGGGAGCGGGUGAGGGGAGCCGGGCGCCCCGCGAGAGAGGCACCCCGCCGCGGGGCGGCCCGGGAGCUCGAGGCGGCCCGCGCAGGCAGCGGCGCGGCGCCGAGGAGGGGCGGCCUGGCCCGGACGCGGCGGGGCGGGGGCGGAGGAGCGCUCCGGUCCGCCGGGGGAGCGACGGGCCCGGCGCCUCCGCGGACGAGCGGCGGCGGGAGAGCGGACACUCCUUGCCAUCGCCCGAGCCCAGGUUAUCCCGAAUACCACAUGCCUAAUAAUUUUCCUUGCAACGUUAGCCAUUGUUUUUCACUGCCUCCAAAAGAUCAAAAUUUCUCCGGAAAUUGGAGACAUAUUUGAUUUAAAAGAAAUAACUUUAACAAAUGGACAAUAUGUCUAUUACAAAUACACCGACAAGUAAUGAUGCCUGUCUGAGCAUUGUCCAUAGUUUGAUGUGCCAUAGACAAGGCGGAGAGAGUGAAACAUUUGCAAAAAGAGCAAUUGAAAGUUUGGUAAAGAAGCUGAAAGAGAAAAAAGAUGAAUUGGAUUCUUUAAUAACAGCUAUAACUACAAAUGGAGCUCAUCCUAGCAAAUGUGUUACCAUACAGAGGACAUUGGAUGGGAGGCUUCAGGUGGCAGGUCGGAAGGGAUUUCCUCAUGUGAUCUAUGCCCGUCUCUGGAGGUGGCCUGAUCUUCACAAAAAUGAACUCAAACAUGUUAAAUAUUGUCAGUAUGCGUUUGACUUAAAAUGUGAUAGUGUCUGUGUGAAUCCAUAUCACUACGAACGAGUUGUAUCACCUGGAAUUGAUCUCUCAGGAUUAACACUGCAGAGUAAUGCUCCACCAAGUAUGUUGGUGAAGGAUGAAUAUGUUCAUGACUUUGAGGGACAGCCAUCAUUAUCAACUGAAGGGCAUUCAAUUCAAACCAUCCAGCAUCCACCAAGUAAUCGUGCCUCAACGGAGACGUACAGCACCCCAGCUCUGUUAGCUCCAUCUGAGUCUAAUGCUACCAGCACCACCAACUUUCCCAACAUUCCUGUGGCUUCCACAAGUCAGCCUGCCAGUAUACUGGCGGGCAGCCAUAGUGAAGGAUUGUUGCAGAUAGCUUCAGGGCCUCAGCCAGGACAGCAGCAGAAUGGAUUUACUGGUCAGCCAGCUACUUACCAUCAUAACAGCACUACCACCUGGACUGGAAGUAGGAGCGCACCAUACACACCUAAUUUGCCUCACCACCAAAACGGCCAUCUUCAGCACCACCCGCCUAUGCCGCCCCAUCCCGGACAUUACUGGCCAGUUCACAAUGAGCUUGCAUUCCAGCCUCCCAUUUCCAAUCAUCCUGGUGUUCUCUCCUAUUUACCUCCUGUAGCUCCUGAGUAUUGGUGUUCCAUCGCUUACUUUGAAAUGGAUGUUCAAGUAGGAGAGACAUUUAAGGUUCCUUCAAGCUGCCCUAUUGUUACUGUUGAUGGAUAUGUGGACCCUUCUGGAGGAGAUCGCUUUUGCUUGGGUCAACUUUCCAAUGUUCACAGGACAGAAGCCAUUGAGAGAGCAAGGUUGCACAUAGGCAAAGGUGUGCAGUUGGAAUGUAAAGGUGAAGGUGAUGUUUGGGUCAGGUGCCUUAGCGACCAUGCAGUCUUUGUGCAGAGUUACUACUUAGACAGAGAAGCUGGGCGUGCACCUGGAGAUGCUGUUCAUAAGAUCUACCCAAGUGCAUACAUAAAGGUCUUUGACUUGCGUCAGUGUCACCGUCAGAUGCAGCAGCAGGCGGCCACCGCACAGGCUGCCGCCGCCGCCCAGGCAGCAGCUGUGGCGGGAAAUAUCCCUGGCCCCGGAUCAGUAGGUGGAAUAGCUCCAGCCAUCAGUUUGUCAGCGGCUGCCGGCAUUGGCGUUGAUGACCUUCGUCGCUUGUGCAUACUCAGGAUGAGUUUUGUGAAAGGCUGGGGACCGGAUUACCCAAGACAAAGCAUCAAAGAAACGCCUUGCUGGAUUGAGAUUCACUUACACCGGGCCCUCCAACUCUUAGAUGAAGUGCUUCACACCAUGCCUAUUGCCGACCCACAGCCUUUAGACUGAGGUCUUUCACUGUCGGGGCCCUUAACGUUGUCAGGAUGAUGGACUAUAAGAUACAAUCCUGUUUAUAAUCCGAAUAUAUAUUUCACUUUUGUUCUGCUUUAUCUUUUCAUAAAGGGUUGAAAAGUGUGUUUGCUGCCUUGCUCCUAGCAGACAGAAACUGGAUUAAAACAUUUUUUUUUUUUUUCCUAUUUAGAACUUUUCAGGCAUGGCUCAGAGCUUGAAGAUCAGGAAAAACACAUUCUUAUUAAAUCCUCACCAGUUAUGUAUGAAGGAAUCAUUCCAGUGCUGGAAAAUUUAGCCCUUUAAAAUGUCUUAGAGUCUUUUAUAUGCAGAACAUUGAUACAUGUGUUAUUCUACAGAAUAAAUUCAAUAUUGCUGAUUUUAAAGGAGAGAAGUUCUCAAAGUUAAUUCACCUAUGUUAUUUUGUGUGCGAGUUGUUAUUGUUGAACAUACUUUACUCCAAAUAUUGUGCCAUGUGGGUGAGUUAAUUUUACCAAGAGCAACUUCACUCUGUGUUUAAAAAAUAAGAUAGUAAUGUAUUAUAACCUUUUAUCCAAAAUAUUUUUUUGCAAGUUAAACUAGUGAAGAUGAUUUCAAUUCAGAUGGUCUUGCAACUUCAGUUUUAUUUUUGCCAAGGCAAAACACUAAUCUGUGUGUAUAUUGAGAAUUCCUUACAAUUACUCCACAGAGAAAUACCAUUUAAAAUUAACAUUUGUUAUCCCUGUUGGGUAACUAUUAAGAACUACUCUUGCCCUGUUAUACAGUAGAUGUAUUCUUCUCUAUUUCUAGGCAUAAGGUUGGUCACUAAGUAGCCUAGAAGAGGAAUUUCUUUCCUUCAUGAAUUCAUAAGGAAAGGUUUUGUAUUUUUAAAAACACUAAAAGCAGUGUCACUCCACCUAAUAUCUCACUGUUCUGCAAAGGUGGCAAUGCUUAAACUAAAAGUGAGUAUUUUGGAAACUGCUAAAUUCUAUGUUAAAUACUGUGCAGAAUAAUGGAAACAUUACAGUUCAUAAUAGGUAGUUUGGAUAUUUUUGUACUUGAUUUGAUGUGUGACUUUUUUUUCGUAUACUGUUUAAAUCAUGUAUGUUAUGACAUUGUUUAAAAUUCAGUUUUUGUAUCUUGGGGCAAGACUGCAAACUUUUUAUACCUUUUGGUUAUUCUAAGCCCUUUGCCAUCAAUGAUCAUAUCAGUUGGCAGUGACUUUGUAUAGAGAAUUUACGUAGAAAAGUUGCAAAUGUAUUGACUGUACCACAGACACAAUAUGUAUGCUUUUUACUUAGCUAGUAGCAUAAAUAAAACCGGAUCUCAACAUACCAAGUUGAA
Lontra canadensis (Northern American river otter) is the source of this 3528-nucleotide messenger RNA. It is a transcript of the gene SMAD4, whose product is annotated as SMAD family member 4. Gene Ontology annotation, molecular function: I-SMAD binding; DNA-binding transcription factor activity, RNA polymerase II-specific; RNA polymerase II cis-regulatory region sequence-specific DNA binding. Lineage: Eukaryota; Metazoa; Chordata; Mammalia; Carnivora; Mustelidae. The coding region runs from base 520 to 2205 and encodes 561 amino acids. The record is from RefSeq and is a predicted model, not a curated record. Gene Ontology annotation, biological process: anatomical structure morphogenesis; transforming growth factor beta receptor signaling pathway; cell differentiation. Gene Ontology annotation, cellular component: heteromeric SMAD protein complex. The transcript is spliced from 12 exons.